Messenger RNA from Batrachochytrium dendrobatidis JAM81, 1092 nucleotides. RefSeq lists its product as uncharacterized. Bases 1 to 1092 code for a protein of 363 amino acids. The transcript has a single exon. The record is from RefSeq and is a predicted model, not a curated record. Lineage: Eukaryota; Fungi; Chytridiomycota; Chytridiomycetes; Rhizophydiales.
AUGCAAUUUACUACUCUUGCUCUUGCCACUCUCGCAGCUUCCGCUGUCGCGUACCCCCAAUGCCAGGGAACUGACUGUGCUCUUACCCAGCAAGCUGCUGCCCAAACUGCUGCUCAGACUGCUACCGCUCAAUCGGCUCCUGAACAGACAGUUUCUGAUGCCGAUCUCGAAUCUGUCCAAGCCCCAGCUCAGACCGAGCAAGCCGCUGCUCAGACUGCUACUGCUCAACCAGCUGCCGAACAGACAGUUUCUGAUGCCGAUCUCGAAUCUGUUCAAGCCCCAGCUCAGACCGAGCAAGCCGCUGCUGAAGCUUCCCCAGUUGAGGCUGCUCCAGUUGAGGCUGCCCCUGCCUGCACCGGAUCUUCUUGCCCAUCCAAGGCUGCCGAGCAAGCCCCUGCUGAGGCUGCCCCAGCUGAGGCUGCCCCUGCUUGCGCCGGAUCUUCUUGCCCAUCCAAGGCUGCCGAGGAAACUCCAGCUGAAGAGGAUCAGGAGUACAAGGAUCCCGAGGCACCAGCUAAACAGACCGAGGAAGGUGAUGAAGAAGAAGAUGAGGAAGAAGAGGAGGAAGGUGAUGAAGAAGAUCCCGAUGCACCAGCUGAAGGUGAUGAUCUUGAGGAAGAUCAGGAGUACAAGGAUCCCGCACCACCUGCAAAGAAGAGCACUUGCUCGUCUACCGGAAAAUCGUGCACGUCCACCACUGCCGAGGAAACCCCAGCUGAAGAGGAUCAGGAGUACAAGGAUCCCGCACCACCUGCAAAGAAGCAUACUCCUCAACCACCUGCACCAAAGAAGCAGACUCCAUCUGAGCCAACAUACAAGGAUCCCGCACCACCUGCACCAAAGCAGCAGACUCCUCAACCACCUGCACCACAACAGCAGACUCCUCAACCACCUGCACCAAAGCAGCAGACCCCACCUGCACCUAAGAAGGAGACCCCACCUGCACCCAAGAAGCAGACUCCACCUGCACCCAAGAAACCCUCCCCCAGUAAGCCCCAGUAUUCAGAGGAAGAUGAGGUUAUCGCAUCCGGUGCUUCUGCUACCAUGCUUUCCGGUGCUGCCAUUGUUGCUGCCAUUGCUGCUCUUCUUUAA